AUGGGUUCCCCGCUGAAGAGCUUCCCUAUCUCAGGGACUUGGUCGACACAUAUCUACGACCGCCUCAAACACAGAAAAGAGCUACGCAUGGCAAUGGGCGGCAAGAUUACCCUCGUCACUCCCAGCGAGUUCUUGGCGGAAUUCGUACCGAAGCCAGCCGGGAUCACUAAGGACGCGUCGCUGUCUUCCAUCCUGAGUUCGCUACCGAAGGAAACCAAUGAAUACAAGAUGUAUCAUCCCUUGGUGAACGCUCUGAAUGGGGCCACCAAGCUCUGUCCGGACUUCACCUUCGUCGCGACACCCACUAAAGGUGACAAGGCGGCGGAACGGAAUCAAGCCGUCGACUGUGGCUUAUAUCCCUCUCUCCACGCCCCAAGUUCUCAUAUCAACGAUGAGGGUGAAUUUGUCUCGCCCGCGGUGGAUUGGUCUAGGAUUGCGUUACCCAUCGAGGUCAAGUCGACGCCAUCUAAGGACCCUUUCGACGACAACAAGCCUGAUGGACAACCAGGCGCUGCGGAGAAAAAGGAGUCUCUCGGUCAGAUACUGUCGUACGCGCAAUUCAUGCUCGACCACCAACAUCUCACGUUCCUCUUCAUGAUCGUUAUCAUUCAAGAAGACGCCCGCCUCCUUCGUAUCGACCGCUCUGGAAUCUUCGUCACGAAGAAGUUCAACUACAAGACAUCUGGCGACUCGCUCAUGGAGUUCCUCUGGCGAUUCGCUCGUCUCAGCCCGGAACUACAAGGCCAAGAUCCCACGGCAGAGCGUGUCGACCACGCUUCGGAAUACGCUGACACCAUGCGAGCGAAGCUGGAGACGCCAACAGUACCUGAUGACUACGUCCGAAUUCUGUUUGAGACUUCUCUUGACAAGGAAUGGGCGUGGUGGCUCCUGAAGCUCAAGGACGAACGAACGCAGAAGGAUCGGAGGUUCCUUGUCGGGAAGCCUCACUUCAGAUGCGAAGGCGUCUCAGGUCGCGGGACUCGUGGAUACGUAGCCAUGGACGCCGAUGAUACCACGGCGCCCUUUGUCUACCUCAAAGACUCGUGGCGAGUGGUACACGACGAGAUUCAGAAGGAGGGUGCGGUGCUUGAGACUCUCAACGCGGAGAAGGUCUCCUACGUUCCCACUCUACUCUGCCACGGCGAUCUGGGUCACAAAACGACAUCGGAAGAGCUUUGGCGCAAAUAUCACAAGAAGCACAAAAAGGAUGUUCCGUACCCGCUCAAGCAGCACAUUCAUUAUCGCCUUGUUGUCCAGGAGGUAGGGAAGCCGCUGGCCGAGUUCAAGGACGGUUCUCAACUUGUCUCGGCGCUCGUCUGCUGCCUGAUCGCUCAUGCGCAGGCUUACAAGAUUGGCCUCAUACACCGCGACAUCAGUGCUGGGAAUAUCCUUUUGUAUCCUCACAAGGGCGGCGAAUGGAAAGGAAUGCUCAACGACUGGGAGCUAGCAAAGGACGUGAACAGCAACUCUCCUCACGCACGUCAGCCUGACAGAACCGGAACUUGGCAGUUCCUAUCCGCAGGGGCAUUGACCUAUCCCCAGAAGCAAAUUGUCGUUCAAGACGAGCUGGAAUCCGUGGUACACGUGAUGAUUCACAUGGCGAUCCGAUUCCUCCCCCACAACUGCGACGACAACAACGUCGGGCGACUUCUCUACUACUACUUCGACGAUUGUCAGGCCACCGACACAGGGUUCGGCUGCGGGGCCCUGAAGAAGACCGCUAUGACGACCGGGAGGGUGAAGUUCCAGCAGCAAGGCAAAGACAUCGAUCUUCGCUUCCACUGGGGAUCGAAGUCCGAUGCUAGGCACCCCAUCGACGAACUUCUCGAAACACUGCUCGGCUGGUUCGAGGCGUACUAUACCGUGACGGACGAAGGAACGGGAUUACCCAAGAAUCCUGAGACACGAGACAACGCCUUCUACCCGAGCCCCGCUCUCAUGUCGAUGGUCAAUGAAGUCGACAUCGAUGCGCUGUUUGCGGACGAAACUCCAUCCGAGCCCUCGAGUGCAUCUUCCGCCCCGAAGUCGAAGUCCAGGGACCGCGCGGCCGACCUCGAGCUUGCUGCGAAGCUCAAAAACCAUCGGGCCAUGAUCGUCCUCUUCAAGGAGUCCCUCGAGAAGCAGUGGCCGGAGAAAGACAAGACGGCGGACAAGCGCCCCGAGAAUGGCUACAAGCCGGGCGACGAGAACGACCGCACCGCUGUGGCGACCGCGGCCACCCCAGCCGUCAAACGUGUUGCGACAGACGUAGAGGACCUUGAGCCUCCUUCCACGCCCAAGCACAGGCGCACGGACGACUCGGAGUAGUCCAUCCUUGGCCACGGCGCGCGCCUCCGUUUCUGCUCUCCCUGGGGGACGUCCUCCCGUGUGGCUCGUGCAUAGGCUCGCUCUCGUCGCGUCGUGUUGUGUCAUCCGUCUUCUACUGGACGUCGCUCUAACAUCAUCCCUCUCCCCUUCUUGCGAACGGUAUUGUUCGGAUCGCCGUAGUAAACACCGUGCAUGCCUUCUCCACGUCGAUCCUUCUUGCCGUUCUAUCACGAUCGCCGCCACACACCAGUACCAUUUCCGGACUUCACAUCCUGACACUGUAUAUUCCGAUACCUUAUGCGCAUUUACUAUCCGCGUCCCAGUCAAUAUCCAUUUGUCGGUCUUGGCUGUCUAUCGCACUGCAAAUACCCAUACAGC
This is a messenger RNA of Trametes versicolor FP-101664 SS1, 2685 nucleotides long. RefSeq lists its product as uncharacterized. The record is from RefSeq and is a predicted model, not a curated record. NCBI's taxonomy places the organism in Eukaryota, Fungi, Basidiomycota, Agaricomycetes, Polyporales, Polyporaceae. The transcript has 4 exons. Gene Ontology annotation, biological process: protein phosphorylation. Gene Ontology annotation, molecular function: protein kinase activity. Bases 1 to 2307 code for a protein of 768 amino acids.